Chelonus insularis is the source of this 2381-nucleotide messenger RNA. RefSeq names its product polypeptide N-acetylgalactosaminyltransferase 35A (gene Pgant35A). Bases 312 to 2174 code for a protein of 620 amino acids. Gene Ontology annotation, molecular function: Notch binding; polypeptide N-acetylgalactosaminyltransferase activity. The transcript has 5 exons. The record is from RefSeq and is a predicted model, not a curated record. Gene Ontology annotation, biological process: regulation of Notch signaling pathway; protein O-linked glycosylation. NCBI's taxonomy places the organism in Eukaryota, Metazoa, Arthropoda, Insecta, Hymenoptera, Braconidae. Gene Ontology annotation, cellular component: Golgi apparatus.
CUCGUGUAAGUGGCUUGUGAAAAACUUUUCUCCAACUACGAUUUUAUUUCAAGUAUCUAUUUUUGUGAUAAAAAAUGUUUCUAUAACUCUUUCAUAAAAUUUUACAAUUUUUAUUCAAUAUAAAUUUGUUAUUAAUCAUUUAUUCGAGUUUGUUAGAAUAUUUCAAUGUAAAAAAUAAACCAGCUGUUGGACCAAAACAAUGAAGUAUGAGUGAUGACAGGUGGACAAGUUAUUAAAGAGAUUAGAAAUAUGUAAAGAAUAUUAUUGUUGAAAUUAUUUUUUAUUAAAUUAGUCUUUAAUAAUAACGAAUCAUGAUAAUAAUUACAAGAUACGCUUCGUUUAUAUCGGGGAUAAUAGUUGCCUCAAUAACAUGGGCAUUUAGUUUUUAUCUUUACUCCAAACUCACUCAAAAUGCCAACAUGGUUAACCCAACAAUGCUUGUGUCUGAAUAUACGAUACCUUUAGGGGAAUCUGUAUUCAAACAGAAGAUACUCCAUGAUGGAGAAAAAUAUGCAAUGAAAGUAAAUAGCCACAAACUUCUUCAACAACUCCAACCAGUUCCUAUAAAACCAGCAGCUUCAAUAGGAGAUGGUUUAGAUGAACUGGGACUAGUCAGAAAUUAUGAAGAUCAAAGGAAAAGAGAUGAAGGAUACAAAAAAUAUGCUUUCAAUGGUUUAGUAUCAGAUAAUAUUGGAAUCAAUCGAGAGUUACCAGAUACUCGUAAUAAACUUUGUUCAUCAAUUGAAUAUCCAUCCAAAUUACCAAAUGCCAGCGUUAUUAUAUGUUUUUAUAAUGAGCAUUAUAUGACAUUAUUGAGAUCCCUACAUUCUAUUAUCACGAGAACACCUAAGCACCUUUUACAUGAAAUUAUUUUAAUAGAUGACUACAGUGAUUCAAGUGAAACGCAUGAAAAUAUUAAAAAAUACGUAAAUGACAAUUUUAAUGGUCUAGUAAAAUUUUUUAAAACUGAAAGAAGAGAAGGUUUAAUAAGAGCAAAGAUUUUUGGAGCAAAAAAGGCAACGGGAAGUGUUCUUAUUUUCUUAGACAGUCAUAUUGAAGUUAAUAAAAUGUGGAUAGAACCUUUAUUAGAGAGGAUUAAAGAAUCUCCAACGAUUGUAGCAAUGCCUGUGAUUGAUGUUAUUAAUUCAGAUACAUUCCAAUACACUGCAAGUCCAUUAGUAAGAGGAGGAUUUAAUUGGGGACUUCAUUUCAAGUGGGAUAAUUUGCCAAAAAAUACUCUAAUUCAAGAUGAAGAUUUUGUUAAACCUAUAAAAUCACCAACAAUGGCCGGUGGAUUAUUUGCAAUAGAUAGAAAUUAUUUCUUUGAAAUGGGUGAAUAUGAUUCAGGAAUGGAUAUAUGGGGUGGAGAAAAUUUAGAGAUAUCAUUUAGAAUAUGGAUGUGUGGAGGAAGCAUUGAAUUAAUACCAUGUUCACGAGUUGGACACGUUUUCAGACGACGCCGUCCUUAUGGUAAUGACAGCCAAUUUGAUUCAAUGUUGAAGAAUUCAUUACGUGUUGCACACGUGUGGAUGGACAAAUAUAAAGAAUAUUUCUUGAAAGAUAUUCAACCAAUUGAUUAUGGUGAUAUUUCGGAUCGUAUAACACUUCGGCAGAGAUUAAAAUGCAAAGAUUUUGCAUGGUAUUUAGAAACAGUUUAUCCAGAGCUCGCUUUACCUGAUGACAGUAAAGCUAGCUUAAGAGAAAAAUGGCUUAAAGUAAAUCAACCACCUAUGCAACCUUGGCAUUCAAGAGUCAGAAACUAUACAGAUCAGUAUCAAAUUAGGUUAACAAAUUCAGCACUUUGUAUUCAAAGUGAAAAGGAUAUUAAAACAAAAGGCUCUAAAUUAGUUCUUGUUCCUUGUUUACGAAUUAAAUCACAGAUGUGGUAUGAAACUGACAGAAAUGAAUUAGUUCUUGGUCAAAUGCUCUGCCUAGAAGGCGGUGGAAAAAUUCCUAAGCUUGGAAAAUGUCAUGAAAUGGGAGGUAAUCAAGAGUGGCAUCAUAAAGGGACUAAUGGCACACCUAUCUACAACAUGGCAAGUGGAACAUGUUUAGGUGUAAAAAGAGGAACAAAAUAUGCACAAAUAAUGAUGGAUUUAUGUAUGAAAUCAGACUCUACUUCCAUAAGUUGGGAUCUUGUACGUUCUAAAUUACCUGCUAAAGAAAUAAGAUGACCGUUAUCACAUCGCUCAGGUGGUAAACGCAAGGGCUAAUUUAACAUCUAAUAUACUAUAAUAAUCUAAUGAUUAUUGUUUUAAUUAUUUACCAAUCUCCAUGACAAAAUAUUUUAACAAUGAAAUUGUUUAAUUACUGUUCCAUCAAUGCAGCUAUAUUAAUAUUGCAAAUUAACUCAUUUAUAUAAAUAAAUAAUUACAAUAACA